This is a messenger RNA of Mustela lutreola (European mink), 3758 nucleotides long. Its product is annotated as UDP-glucuronosyltransferase 3A1-like. The record is from RefSeq and is a predicted model, not a curated record. The coding region runs from base 200 to 1795 and encodes 531 amino acids. Gene Ontology annotation, molecular function: UDP-glycosyltransferase activity. The transcript is spliced from 7 exons. NCBI's taxonomy places the organism in Eukaryota, Metazoa, Chordata, Mammalia, Carnivora, Mustelidae.
AUUAGCCAGUGGAGCAGGUUACCUUGGGAGGUGUAGCAGAAGGGCAAGAAACCGCAAACAAAAGACAACACAGGCGGGGUCCACUCUUGGCUGCAAGCGGAGGGCGUCCCCAGGGCGCACAGGUCGCUGCGCUCUGCCGGGCGCGGGACGCAGGGUUCUGCGCGCUGGGCUGGGCUUCCCAGCUCAAACCCAAGCAAGCAUGGCGGGGCAGCGGGCGCUUCUGCUAGCUGGCUUCCUUCUGCCUGGGUUCCUGCUCUCAGAGGCCGCCAAAAUUCUAACUCUGUCUUUGGUGGGUGAGUGCUUGCGGAAGAACCAGAUAGGUGGAAGCCAUCAUCUGCUGCUGGACCAGGUGUCUCAGAUUCUUCAAGAUCAUGGUCAUAAUGUCACCAUGCUUCACCAGAGAGGAAAUUCAUUUAUAUCAGAUUUUAAAGAGAAGGAAAAAUCAUACCAAGUUAUUUCUUGGUUUCCACCCGAAGAUUAUAACAAAGAAUUAAAGGAAAAUUUUGAUUUUUUUAUGGAAGAAGCUUUGGGUGACAGAUUCACAUUUGGAAAUUUUUUAAGCUUUAUGGAACUACUGGGGCUUCAGUGCAGUCAUUUUCUAAGGAGAAAGGAUAUCAUGGACACCUUAAAGAAUGAGAACUUUGACCUAGUGAUAGUUGAAAAUUUUGACUACUGUCCUUUCCUGGUUGCUGAGAAGCUUGGAAAACCAUUUGUGUCCAUUCUUUCUUCCUCGUUUGGUGCUAUAGAUAUUGGGCUACCAAACCCCCUGUCUUAUGUUCCAGUAUUCCAUUCCUUCCUAAGUGACCACAUGGACUUCUGGGGUCGAGUGAAGAAUUUUCUGAUGUUCUUUGAUUUUUCCAUAAGACAAUGGCAAAUCCAGUCUACAUAUGACAACACCAUCAAGGAACAUUUCCCAGAAGGCUCUAGGCCAGUUUUGUGUCAUCUUCUAAAGAAAGCAGAGCUAUGGUUUGUUAACUCUGAUUUUGCCCUUGAAUUUGCUCGGCCCCUGCUUCCCAACACUGUGUAUGUUGGUGGUUUAAUGGCGAGACCUGUUAAAGCAGUACCACAGGAAUUUGAGAAUUUUAUUAACAAGUUUGGAGAUUCUGGUUUUAUCCUUGUGGCCCUGGGCUCCAUGGUGAGCAACUUUCAAGUGGAUCUUCUCAGGGAGAUGAACAGUGCCUUUGCUCGUCUCUCUCAAGGAGUUAUAUGGAAAUAUAAGCCAUCUCAUUGGCCCAAAGACAUCAGAUUGUCAUCAAAUGUGAAAAUUGUGAACUGGCUUCCUCAGAAUGAUCUCCUGGCUCAUCCACGCAUCCGUCUCUUUGUCACCCAUGGUGGGAUGAAUAGCAUAAUGGAGGCCAUCCAACAUGGUGUGCCUGUGGUGGGGAUUCCUCUUUUUGGAGACCAGCCUGAAAACCUGAACCAUGUCGAAGCCAAAAAGUUUGGUGUCUCUAUCCAGCUGAAGCAGAUCAAGGCAGAGACAUUGGCUCUGAAGAUGAAGCAAGUCAUAGAAGACAAGAGGUACAAGGCAGCAGCUGUGGCCGCCAGCAUCAUCAGGCGCUCCCACCCCCUGACCCCCGCCCAGAGGCUGGUGGGGUGGAUAGACCACAUCCUCCAGACAGGGGGUGCCGCGCACCUCAAGGUCCAUGGCCUGCAGCAGCCGUGGCAUGAGCAGUACCUGCUGGACGUCUUCUUGUUCCUGCUGGUGGUCACCCUGGGCACCCUGUGGCUCUGUGGGAAGCUGUUGGGCAUGGUGGUUAGGUGGUUGUGUGGGGCCAGGAAGCUGAAGAAGGCUUGAUGGAGGUGCUGCCUUGAUGGGUGUUUGGAGAGCCACUGGUUAUAGGAGGCUUUCCCCAGCACAGGGCUCCCCUGGUGUCUUCUCCAUACUGGCACUUUAAGGUGGCACACUAUUUUCUGCCUCUUUUUAGAAAUUCUUGUGAAGCACUCUUGAGGGUCUUUCAAAAAAAUUGUGGUAAAAUAUGCAUCACAUGAAAUUGACCAUUUUAGCCAUUUGGUAUAGAGUUUAGUGGCAUUAAGUACAUUCAUAUUGUGGUUUAAACAGUACUACUAUCCAUCUCUGAACUUUUCAUCUUCCCAAACUGAAAUUGCACUGAUUAAAUAAUAACUCCCAAUACUACCCUAUGCCCCCACCCUGACUCUUUACAAAUCCCUGUUCUACCUUCUGUGUCUAUGAGUCUCAGGCUUCUUAAUUUACCCCUCAUCAGUGGACUCCUCACUGAGACUCAAACUUUUGGCAGACAGUCCCCAGCUUCGUCUUCACUCCCUGCUCCUAGACACAAUGCCCUGCCUAGUCAUCCUCUUGUUCCCUGAAAGGGAGAUAUAUGCAAAACUAACUUCAAAGGCCAAAGAAGCCAUGGCACUGAAGUAAAAGGCAAACAGGUCCAGCUUGAUAAGAAAUGGUUUAUUAGGAACAAUUAUUAUAUGAACAGAAGCCUGUCUUGGGCUGCCACAAGAUGAGUAGGUCUCCACAACACCAUCUCCAGUUAGGCCUGCUUUUAUGGCUCUGAAGACUGGGCAGUACUUGCUGGGAGCUACCAGGAGGAGUCAUAUCCUGAGCAGAUCAAGGAAGCUUUGCCUGGAGGGUGUACUUAAGGGUGUGUUAAACAAAAGAAAAGAAUGGAGGAAGGGGCUGUACUUAAGAAGGUUUUAGGCCACAGAGCAGUUAUUGUGGUGGAAUUUCUCAAGAUGGCCUUAGUCUGGUUCAUAUACUUUCUGUCUCAGAAACUUUUCAGUCUCUCUCCUUCUUUCUACCUUUUUCACUUUUCAUGAUAUGAUAUAAGAUAUUGGCCAGUUUUUCCAUUUUGGCCUUUUCUCUUGCAUCUCCUUUUCACCUCACCUCCAAGCUCAGGAAUCCUGGUCUCUGUCCCGUGUCUCUCCUGUGAAAAGCCCCUGCUUUGCUGGUCAGAUUUGGAGGCUGCCUUUAGGCCAUAGUUCAUGCUGUGGUUUUCACUUCCCACAUUUCCCUUCUCAAGAUUAACACUCAGAAAAAUGUAGUCAUGGAGACCUCAAGUGCAGAACCUGGACCUCUGUGUGAGGUCUUGGGGCCUCAGGUUCAGUACUACUGCAGUUCCCAGGAUUCUGCUGAUUUAAAAAAAAUCACUGAUUUGCCACUAUGACAGUAAUACUUGAAUCAGAUAAGAAAUAUAAAAGAUAAUAAAAGGAGGGAAAUUUGAUGAGGAAUGGAAUUUCAAUUUCAAAAUGUCUUCUCACAUAUUAUUUCCUAAUUAUAGGGUUUAAAAAAAAAGGAACUUUACAGUGGAGAAUCUGGGUGAACACCAAGAUUAAAUAAACACCACCUUAAACAAGGGAUAGAGUUAUCAUUUCUAAUAACAGGACCAUCUGAUAUCAGAUGAGGUGGAAUCAACACCACAUGUAUAGUAUUCCCACCAAACUCCCUAGUAACCUGAAGUAUAAUGAGAAGGCAAAUGCAACUUGGGAUCCAUCAUACAAAAUAAAGAGUUAUAUCAAUGACAUGAAAGACAAAGAGAACCAAUCUCACUUAAGGAGACAAAUUGGUGUGAUAGCUCAAUGCAAUGUGUGAUCCUGGAGUGGCUCCUGCACCAGCAAAUUCAUAGCACAACAGAGGAUAUUAAUCGGACAAUUGGAGGGAUUAGAAUAAGAUUUACAGAUAAAGUAAUGUGAUUAGAUUCAUAUUAAGUGGUGCCUUCCUAAUGCAGAUUAUUUUUUUUCCCCCCUGGGAAGAUAGAAUACCUGGACCCAUAACUGUGAAUGUGUAUGCA